AUGGACACUUCUGGACCACAAUCAGUGUCGCUGGACAUUGAGCUCGAUAGUGAUGUAUGUCCAGCUCCUGCUGUCAUCUCAAGCCAGAGUAGCGAAAAGGAAUCAAUUUCCCUGUUCUCAUUCAACAGUCCUCCUCCAUGUGCAUGGGACUUAAUUCCGGAAAUUCCCGAAAAUAUUUCUGUUAUUGGUUUACCAAUGCGUGGAUUACAGGAAAUAGAACUUUGCCUUAAUCCUCCAUCACGUGGUUCAAUGCUGAACUGGGAGUACGUCGCUGCCGAAUUCGGUUUUUCUAAUAGCAAAAUCAUGUACUUACGAACAUCUGCAAAUCCAACUGCGAACGUGUUACGAGAAAUUGCUCAUCGUCCUUUAAAAAAUUUGCUUAACGUAUUGGCAAAAAUCAAUCGGGUCGACGCACUUUUAUCACUGCAACCUUAUCUUGAGAGUGCAGUGAGAACCGGUGAUAAUGCAGAAAUAUUGAACUCUGAUUCAGGUGCGUUUGUGAAUGUGGAAAAAAACGAUAUUCUUACAUAUUCUGCAUCUUCCAGUGGUUUUGUACGUCCCAAGGCAUCGAAUGCUGAUAUUGUAGCUAGCAAGCAGAAAUUUAUUUUGGUGACGCAUCAUGAGUUUAUCACAAGUGUCGCGUUGCGAAAAAAUUAUAAAUGGUUUCUGAAAAACUUAAGGAAGCAAGCUGAGCAAGUUAAUAUGUUAGCAUUUGACAUUGACGACUACUUGGAAACAAGCUGCCAGUUUGAAGGUUUACAUGCUUUAUUUGCUGACGCGUCCAACAUUGUUUGCGUUUUCACAGAUGAAUAUAUGGAAAUGUUAAAAUCAAAUGGAAAUGAGCAAGCAGUGACCGUGAAGCAAUAUCUGCAUAAACUUAUGAAUGGUGAAUUCAUAGACCAGGGAAGUAAUCAACGGUUUUGUGCUGUAGUUUUCCAGGGAACAGGACGUGAUGUCCUUCCUCUUGGCUGGGCGAAAAGUACACUGGUAUAUGAAUUUCCUGCAAAUCAUCUGCGGCUUUUCCGAAAAUUGUUUGCGACGGAUGGAAUGUAA
Messenger RNA from Cercopithifilaria johnstoni, 1053 nucleotides. The record is from the annotation of a GenBank genome assembly. Lineage: Eukaryota; Metazoa; Nematoda; Chromadorea; Rhabditida; Onchocercidae.